UCACGUUACUUUUUCUGAUAGCGGACGGUUGUAGAGGUCUUGCAGUUUCAUACUGCUCGCGGUAAAAAGUUUGUGCGGUGCGUGUUCUCUAAAAUAAUGUAAAAUUGUUGCACGACGGUUACAUCGUUGCUCGCUGCGAGAAUCCACGCGUCGUUUACAGAGAGAGAUACUGAUCACUUGGACGACAAGAUGAUGUCCGAUCGGAAAGCUGAGUUGGAGAGGAAGAAGGCGAAGCUGCAAGCCAUCAGAGAGGAGAAAGAAAGGCGCAGGCGGGAAAAGGAACAGAAAGAUGUGGAAGAAGCGACCGUCCGUGCUGCUGGUACGGACAAGGAUCAGCGCAAGGAGCUAGAUGCGAUGCUCUCCUCCUUGGGUGUAGCUCCAGUGUCAGACGUACUGUCCAGUUUAUCCAGCAUGAGUUCGUUGACGCCAGAACAGAGUGCCAACGCUACGCCGGACGCCAGUUUGCAACCGUCUAGUAUAAAUUCUGCUCAGAGCGCAGGACGCAGGAGGAACCGGGAGCUCACUGUCGUGUCCGUGGCCCACACGAACAUUCCUCCGAAGGAACCGGUCGUCUACAGCAAGCAGACGCAGACCAUCCAGACGACGCACACGUCCCACGACGGACUGUCCACAUCGUCCUCUGCAUACACCAUCUACUCCUCCUGUUCAACAACAACACCAACUCACUCUUGCUCCGCAGGCUACUUUGAGACUGACUGGUGGCGUCCCAGGAAAGGUGGGUCUGCACCAAACUACCUAUCUCAUGCAUUCGACUAUUACGACGAGUAUAAUCUGAACCCUGGUUUAGAAUGGGAGGACGAAUUUACAGUUUUGACAUUUGAUGAUGGCCAAGCCGAAGACGAAGAAAAUAGCUUGCCGCACAUGGACGGUUUCCAAAGUAAGCUUCCACCGGGAAUCCUGCCUCACGGGUUACCGCAAGUUAAGGAAGUUCAGCCUGCCGUUACACAGGUAGAACAGGAGAAAGAAAAGGAGAAGCCCAAGAAGGAAGUGCGAGAACUUAGCGAGGAAGAGAAGCAGAUGAUUAUCCUGUCGGAAGACUUUCAACGAUUCCUUGAUCGUACCAGCAGAAUUGUCGAGAGAGCGUUAGGCGAGUCGGUUGACAUUUAUACCGAUUACACUGGUACCAUGGACGGCGAAGACGGAAUGGACGAGAAGAGUCACCAACGUCUCUGGUUAAAUCGCUCGUUCAUCUGCGAACGAUGGUCUCGUAAUCGUUGCGUCACCUCCAUGGACUGGUCGCCGCAGUUUCCCGAGCUUUUAGCAGCCUCGUACAAUAACAACGACGAUACCCCGAACGAUCCCGACGGCGUGUGCCUAAUCUGGAACACGAAAUUCAAGAAAACAACCCCCGAGUUUAUCUUUCACUGUCAGUCGCCCGUUAUGUCCACCACGUUCGCCCGGUUUCACCCGAAUUUGAUCCUGGGCGGCACUUACUCCGGUCAGAUUGUGCUUUGGGACAACCGAGUGCAGAAGAGAACUCCCAUACAACGUACUCCUUUGUCCGCUACCGCGCAUACUCAUCCUGUGUAUUGCCUGAGCGUCGUUGGCACGCAAAAUGCGCACAACCUGAUCAGUAUCUCGACGGAUGGCAAGUUGUGCUCGUGGAGUCUAGACAUGCUGUCGCAACCGCAAGAGGCAUUGGAAUUGCACACGAAGCAAUCGAAAGCGAUCGCCGCCACGUGCUUGGCUUUCCCGUAUGGCGAUGUUAACAAUUUCGUUAUGGGCAGCGAGGACGGGACUGUAUACUCGGCUUGUCGACACGGCAGCCGCGCUGGCUUAACGGAAACGUACGAGGGUCAUCAAGGACCAGUGACCGGCAUUAGUGCACAGGCGGUGCAAGGCGGAAUAGACUUCUCCCACCUAUUCCUCACGUCUUCCCUCGACUGGACCAUCAAGCUGUGGAGUCUAAAAGAAAACAAGCCACUCUAUUCCUUCGAGCACAACGGCGACUACGUCUACGAUGUCGCUUGGUCGCCAACGCAUCCGGCACUGUUUGCGUCUGUCGACGAUUCGGGCAGGCUGGACUUGUGGAAUUUGAACCAAGACACGGAAGUGCCUACCGCCAGCGUCAUCAUCGACGGAUGUCCGGCUCUGAAUAGAGUAUCGUGGACACCGAGCGGAUUGCACGUCACCGUCGGCGAUGAUACCGGUAAAAUAUGGGUCUACGACGUUGCUGAGCACCUAGCUCACCCAAGAAUCGAUGAGUGGAACAAGUUCUUGUACACGCAACAAGAUCUAAAGAACAACAAGGCAGAUGAAGAGUUGGACAAACUUAAUCUCAGUUCCGGACCGUCUUCGUUGACAUCUAUGACAUCGAUUUCAUCGGUACCUCUGAGAUAAAUAUCAUACUUUAACCAGCUUUCGGAUCGAUUUUUCCUUAAAAUUAAGUAAACUGAAUAUAACGCAAUCGUAUAAGAUAUUAAAAAAGAAAAAACAUUUUGGUUAUUGCUUCGAUGAUUUUAUACUAGAUAAUAUUGAACAAUUAGUCGCCAAUUUACUACGUUUCUUCAUUGUUAGCAAGAAGUGAAUUCAUUGAAGUAAUCUAAUAUAUCUCAAUGCUUUAAAGAUAUAUAUAUAUACACACAUUAUGUGUUAUACACAUCAGUAAUAAAUUCUAAUGGAAAUAUGUCCUUAAUAUUAGUGAUAAAUGAUUAAAAAUUACUAGUUAAAUAGAAUUGUGUAAAUAAUGCUGUUUUAAAAAGUGUUUGGGAAAUUUGUUGAAAAUCAUAUGUAUUUUGCAAUAAUUUAUCGAUAUCGUCAACAUUUAUAUAAUGAUAUAUUAUGUAAUACCAAAUUUAGGGAACUUAGAACCACUGAAGAAAAGCUAUAAAAGUAUGCUCCAAGGUGUGAUGUAAUAUAUUCAUUAAGCUAUGUUAAUGUAUUUAUAUAAUUUCUAACUCAAACCAGUUUGCUCACGUACAAUCCGUUUUACUCAAUCAUUUUUGUAAUAAUUGUCAUUAUUUUAAAAGCAUAUUUAUUACGAAUUUCUGUAACGCGUAUCAUUUAUUGUAAAGUAUUGCAAAUAAAAUUUUUUAAGCAUA
Messenger RNA from Ooceraea biroi (clonal raider ant), 3062 nucleotides. It is a transcript of the gene sw, whose product is annotated as cytoplasmic dynein 1 intermediate chain short wing. Gene Ontology annotation, molecular function: dynein light chain binding; dynein heavy chain binding. Lineage: Eukaryota; Metazoa; Arthropoda; Insecta; Hymenoptera; Formicidae. Gene Ontology annotation, cellular component: cytoplasmic dynein complex. Gene Ontology annotation, biological process: transport along microtubule. The record is from RefSeq and is a predicted model, not a curated record.